CCUGCCCGCCACAAUAAACACACUGAAGGCACCUUCCUGCACUGGUCAGCUUGUCGCCAAUGCUCAAGUUAGCUGUUCUGAAUCCGCUGCGCGAGUAAUUCUUGAGGCGAGAAAGUACCUACCUAAUCAAACUGGAACUGACAAACUCGCUGCCAACUUGAAAGUAAUAAACCAAAACAGCUGUUCCCGACGUCCAUGUCGCUUCUUGAUCACCACAGUCAUCAUCAUCGGAAAACAACUUAACAACUCCAGCAGUUAUUAAUCUGCAUCCCCUCCCAGCUCGAUAGGUUGACGCCGCCCAAGUUCGACAACUCAUUUCCAUAAAAUGCAGAAUCCAACUUCGACCCAGAACCCAACCUCAAUUCACAAACAGUGUCCGAUUCAAGGCCCAGGGUACGAAUCGACUAACGAAGAUGCGGCUCGGGACCCAUUUUCCGGUUACGACUCGAGCUCGGGGGAAUCGGACCGAGUUCGGGCUUCGGACUCCAUACCGACAUUGGAAACGGUAACCCAACCGGGGAUCACCAGUGUUGAGCCUCCAGCGAACCUCAAGGCGCGGCUCAAGGAGUCGUACGAUUCCAUAGCGCCGUCUUACAACCAGUGGACGCUGAUGCACCGGGGUCACCGCAUGAAUUAUGCGAUGAAGCUAAUCGACCUACUCCGGGAAGAACGCGCGCGCAGGGACGAGGCCAGGGGCACUGCGGAGGAAAUCGGAAAACACCCAGAGCCCUCGGGGCUCCGGGGCCACGCAGAACGCUUAGGGCAGUCACAGUACGUGGAGAAAACAAAAAAGGGGAAGCAGGCGGAAAAGGUCAAGGUUACCUCGGCUGCUCAGCCCGCGGAGGACCCCAGGGAAGCAGCGCUUAACUCGAUCACCUCGGUGUCCGAGAUCGCGGGGUACGCAGGUGGUGUAACGAACGGGAAUCAUGGCACAGAGCAUGAGAGCCACGCCAGAGAGGAGCCUUCGCUCCUUGCCGAGGCUGGUAUCCACCUCGUCCGGCUGAACGACAUGAAGGCACUCGAGGUGGGGUGUGGUGACGGCAUUCCAGUCACCGAGGCCCUCCUCUUGGAGGAGUUGAACGUGGUCGGCGUGGACAUGUCGGCAACCCAGAUCGCCUUCUGCCAGGCACACUUCCCCAACCAGGCGGCCGCUCUCCAGGUGGAGUGGGACCAGAAGGACAUGAUGGAUCUGCAAUACGAGAAGGGCGAAUUCGACGCUAUCAUCGCGGUGUACACCCUGCUUCACCUUCCCCGGGAGGAGCAGACGGUCUUUCUCGCAAGGGCUUGCCGGUGGCUCAAGCCCGGCGGCUUGAUCUUAUUCAACUUUCCGCAAGCGGAGAACGAGGGUGAGGUGGAGGAGCAUUGGUUGGGGCUGGAUAAGGGGUGGGUAUACCGGAGCAGUUGGGGGGAGGAGAAGAUGAUGCGAAUUAUUGAGGGCUUGGUGGGGAUGAAGGUACUAGUGAAGGAGGUGACCGAGGUUAACAACCCCGAUCCCAAGUUUGUGUGGGUAAUUGGGAAGAAGAGUGUUUAGUGUAAUGAGGGGUGACGGCGUGC
Chaetomium fimeti is the source of this 1554-nucleotide messenger RNA. Its product is annotated as S-adenosyl-L-methionine-dependent methyltransferase. Lineage: Eukaryota; Fungi; Ascomycota; Sordariomycetes; Sordariales; Chaetomiaceae. The transcript has a single exon. The record is from RefSeq and is a predicted model, not a curated record. The coding region runs from base 326 to 1531 and encodes 401 amino acids.